GUAUUCUUUUGCAGAAUUAUGAGGUGCUUACGUUAGCAAAAAUGUUGUACUCGAUUGCUUUUAGACGUAACUAGAACGUUACUGUCAAUAAGAAAGAGUCUGUAGAUUAUCUUAUAUAUGUUUAAUUUCUUUAAUUCAUUCUGGAUGUCUUUUAAUUAAAUAAAUUUGGUCAAAAAACAUAUUUUUGCUUGCAGUUUAAAUGCUUAGAAAAGCAUUUCGAACAUAAUUCGAUUUCUACGGUGCUCCUUCUCAGCGCUCCCUUUUGUUUGUUAGCUAGCUAGCUACCUACGUGAUUAGGCCGUAAUCGCUGUUAUUUUCAUAAAUACAUAAACAUUUGAGCAGGAUCAAAUCAUGACCAAUCCAUCUUUAAUGCUGAUUAUGAGAUUAGCUCUCUUAGGAUGUUUUUGGACGUUCAGUGCAGCUGUGUCCGAUGACAUGAUCAAAAUUUCAAGUGCAGAGUUGAAAGAUUUGAGGCCUGAAACUGAAACUGUCCUGGCAUUUUUCACUCGGAGCAGCGGCUGCAGCUCCUGUGCCGCUGCGGCCGACGAGCUCCGCUCCGUGCUGCCAUCUCUCGGCAUGAAAACGUACCUGGUGGAGGACGGCAAGGAGACAGCCGAGUACGCAGACCGGGUGCCCGCCCUGGUCAUGUUUCACGGCCACACACCCGUGCUCUACGAAGGUCCGAUGGAGGGGGACGCGUUCGCCGAGUUCGUCACCACCAACCGAGAGCCGCGCGUAGUGAUUCUGAACGACGACAGCUUCGAGCACCUGACGCAGGCGGCUACCGGAUCCACCACCGGCGACUGGCUAGUCAUGUUCCACGGCCUCUCGUGCGACAGCUGCGCAGCACUCGAGGCUCGCCUGCAGGGGGUGGCUGCCAAGUUGAGGAACCGCGUCAUGGUGGCCAAGAUGUCCUCCGAGACGGACGGCAGGGAGACGGCCAAGCGGUUCGGUGUGCCGCCCAAAGAGCUCCAGAUCCUGUUUUUCCGCCAGGGUACGAUGUACCUGUACAACCUGAAGAAGUUUGAUCUCAGCAGUCUGAGCGCCUUCGCUGUCGGCCUGUACAAGGAGGCUCCUAGUGAACCGGUGCCUUCGCUACCACAGUCGCCCAUAAUGCUGGUGCUGCAGGUAAUAGCCGUCAUCCUUGUCGCCGUCUACAUCCUCAUGAUGGUGCUCACCAAGAAGAACGAGCAGGCGCGGAAGAAGGGGUUCUGAGAGCGCGCCUCUGGCUCCGGGCGAGUGUUCGCCGAGCUGUGCGCAGCUGUCAGCGCUCGCAGCGUCCGCAGAGUGAGGAGGAAGCCGAACUGAUACAUCCCUCUGUGGGCGAGAACGCUGAGGGACAGAUGGAGAUAGAGGGAGCUGCUAUCAAUGACGGUGGACCAACAGACCCAUCCGAUGACGCUGGAAGAUCUGAGGGAGGCGGCGGUUGUGUGAGGGGUGUUCGGUGCGACACGAGUGUUUGAGUUGGUGACAGGGACCAGUGCGGCUAUCGUAUCAAAUGUGAUGACGUUUGUUGUUAAACUGUGAUGAAAUUGUUUCUCGUUGAUAUUUUCCUACUGAGGUGUGUUGGGGCUCAAAUAUAGCAUCUACUUAAAA
Messenger RNA from Amphibalanus amphitrite, 1596 nucleotides. RefSeq lists its product as uncharacterized. The coding region runs from base 352 to 1215 and encodes 287 amino acids. NCBI's taxonomy places the organism in Eukaryota, Metazoa, Arthropoda, Thecostraca, Balanomorpha, Balanidae. The transcript is spliced from 6 exons. The record is from RefSeq and is a predicted model, not a curated record.